AUGUUCACGUCAGUACGGACUGCAGUCGCGGACCGCAGUCCGUUCGGUGGCGUGGUUGUCGUGCACUGGCAGAACAAUGGAAGAUUUAAAGUUUCAACGAGAAUUUCCCCCCAAACAUUAGGAAGAAUAAUUCCAGAGACCUGCUCAGCUAUUGUCAAGGCCUUGAAUGACUAUUGCAAGGUACCGAAUACAGCCGAGGAGUGGAAACAAAUUGCACAGGAGUACGGGGAAAAAUGGAAUUUCCCCAACUGCCUAGGCAGCAUGGAUGGAAAGCAUAUAGCCAUAACACCACCACCUGGAAGUGGUUCUUACUUCUAUAAACUAUAA
Molecule: messenger RNA, 327 nt
Organism: Homalodisca vitripennis (glassy-winged sharpshooter)
Lineage: Eukaryota; Metazoa; Arthropoda; Insecta; Hemiptera; Cicadellidae
Exons: 3
Coding region: 1-327 (108 amino acids)
Source: RefSeq, a predicted model, not a curated record